This is a messenger RNA of Synchytrium microbalum, 2664 nucleotides long. RefSeq lists its product as uncharacterized. The coding region runs from base 1 to 2664 and encodes 887 amino acids. The record is from RefSeq and is a predicted model, not a curated record. Gene Ontology annotation, biological process: proteolysis. The transcript is spliced from 9 exons. Gene Ontology annotation, molecular function: metalloexopeptidase activity. NCBI's taxonomy places the organism in Eukaryota, Fungi, Chytridiomycota, Chytridiomycetes, Synchytriales, Synchytriaceae.
AUGGCCAAAGAUCUGAAUGGAAGCAGCGACAAACAAGCUCUACCACGAAAUGACACGCCGAGAAAAUCAUCAUCACGUCGAAAACCAUCAACAUCAAAUCCCUAUCAAACAUUUUGGCCAUCAGUUACCUUGGUGUUUGUCGUGUCGAUUGUUAUAGCGCUGUAUAGAUACAACGCGCUACCAACACCAUUGGAUUCACCGUAUGAUGAUGCUGGAAGGCCGCAGUUUAGUGAGGGACUGGCUCGUAAAAUCGUGUCAGGACUAGCCGAUGAAAUUGGAUUAAGGUUGACGGGCAGUCUUGGUGAAAAGCAGGCUGAAGACCUCAUUCUUGGGAAGCUUGACGAGUACAAACAGGCUUCUAUUCAGGCUGGUGGAGUGCCAGUGUUUGAGAUAUCGGUCCAACGAGCUAGGGGAUCGCAUGAAUUCUACAUUCUACAGUCGCCAGUGCUAAAGAUAUACGAAAAUAUUACGAAUAUUGUAGUGCGCUUAUCUUGCGGGUCAGAGUGUAACAAGAAUGCAGUCUUGUUGAAUUCGCACUUUGACACCACAUUGCUCACUCCUGGAGCAACAGAUGAUGCCGCGGGUGUUGCCAUCAUGCUGGAAACAAUUCGAGUAUUAGCGCUCAGUAAAACUCCAAUGAAAAAUGCCGCCAUCUUCGUAUUCAAUGGCGCAGAAGAAACAUUACAAGAUGGAAGUACUGCUUUUAUACGACAGCACGAGCUCAAGGAUACAAUCCGAAGCAUUAUAAAUAUAGAAGCUUGUGGAUCUACAGGCAAAGCAGUCGUAUUCCAAACCAAUAGUCCUGAUUUGAUGAAGGUGUAUGCUAAAACCGUGCCGUAUCCAUCGGGAACUGUGUUAGCAAACGAUGUUUUCAAGACUGGAAUCAUCGGUAGUGACACUGAUUUCAAGCAGUUCGUCGCUUAUGGCGGACUGCCUGGUAUUGAUCAAGCAUACAUUAGAAACAGUUAUGUGUAUCAUACGAUGUUGGAUGUGGAAGAGGCUAUUGAACGUGGAUCGCUGCAGCAGCUUGGAGAGAAUACGUUGAAACUGGUUGAAGCCAUCACCACCAGUGUUGAUGACCUUGCUGAUUGGAAACAGUCCUACGAUAUAAUCUUUUAUGAUCUCCUUGGAUAUGUCGAAAUAGUAUACGAUUCGAGUACGGGAUUACGCCUCAUGAUAAUCAUAGUCAGCCUAUCGCUGCUUCAAAUAGUCCGAGAUGUCAACAGGGAGCGUAACAGCUCGGGUGAUAACGCAGUAGUAGCUAGGUACCUUGUCGCAUAUCUAAGCUGCCUGGUAUCCUUUGUCGCAUCUCUAGUAGGACCAGCAUUGACUGGUCUCUAUAUGCAAACCAAUUCAGUACCAAUGAGAUGGUUUACUCGUGAAUGGUAUGCCAUUAUCCUAUUCUUUCCUAGUGGUAUUCUCGGAUUAUUACUAGUGCAAGCGGGAACGAGAAGGAUUUACCAAUAUCUGUCACCUGGUUUGGCUUAUGAGAAAAUGGAGCGAGCUACGCUGACAGGGUUGUUGGCAUUCAUGUCUACCCUGUUUGUGUUAUUUACAUGUCUUGGGCUUGGGUCGGCAUUCGUAUCUAUGAUUUAUACAGCUACUCUAUGGCUUGGUCUAGUAGUGGAGAACGUGUUUCGAGAGCCCAAGGGACUGGUACCUCCUGGUAUCUACCAUAUAAUCUUGCCUCUUCCAGUCAUGGCUACCACCACGUUUGUUGCUGGAUUACUUGAUAUGCUCAUACCAUUGAUGGGUCGGAUCGGUGCAUCCGCUCCCACAGACUUAGUAACUGGAGCACUCUCAGGAACACUAGUUUUUUGGAUGGGAUACAUGGUUCUUCCGGCCUUCCAAAGGCUCAGUAGUUAUUCUCAAUGGAAUGCUAUUCGGCUUAUUGCUGUGUCGUCUCUGGUGAUGCCAGUAAUAUUCCAACUAUUUGUUUCGCCAUAUGACAAUGCUCAUCCCAAACGAAUAUGGGUCGAGUAUAAGAACAAUGCAACUAGUGGAGAGCAAUCUCUGUUAGUAGCACACGCAGACAACGCUAUGAUGCCUUCUGUACUAGCCACCAUAGAGAAAGUAGUGAAGAGCAAACCGGUGCUGAGAAGUCCAGAAGUAUCUGAUUAUGAUUGGGCAGCAUUAUUCCCCUUUAGCCACUUUAUCGAAUCAUACCACUUCACCCUCCCACCUGCACCAGCAGGUGCCAGUGACAACCCGGCACCCGAGAUUCGAGUCUUGAAAUCAGUUUACAAUGAAUCUAAAAACGAAAGAAGUGUGGUAUUACAUGCCUUCCAUCCUAAUCACGUAUGGACUGUCAUGUCGUUUUACGCAGAGGUGCUGGAGUGGUCGUUGGAUUCACAGCCUGAAGAUCAUCCUUCGGUGUAUGUUGUGAAGAACGCAGGUGGAUACAUCACUAACGGCUGGACCGUAAACAUGACAGUUAGAGGAAGCGCCAAAAUCCCCGUCGAGCUCACAGGUCUAGAACGAGACUCGAUGCAUGGACUCGGACGCUUCGAGGGUGAACAUUCGAAACGGGCUGGUAGGAGCUGGUUGUGGAGUGACAAUUAUAGAAGUGCUAGAGUGUUGAAGGAUGUAGAACGGGCUAUUAGUGAUUUAGAAUACGUCAAUGGGGCUUUUAUAUCCGUUGACGUUGUUAAGAUUAAUGUUUGA